Sus scrofa (pig) is the source of this 5903-nucleotide messenger RNA. NCBI's taxonomy places the organism in Eukaryota, Metazoa, Chordata, Mammalia, Artiodactyla, Suidae. The record is from RefSeq and is a predicted model, not a curated record.
AGGAGCCAGAGGCGUUUCCGGCCUACUGGGUGGCUGUGGAGCGGCGCGGGGCCAUUGGGGCAGGCGCGGUACACUGGUAGGGGCCUGGGGUUGCGAACUACCUGUCCUUUUUUUUUUUUUUUUUGUCUUUUUUUUUUGUUGUUGUUGUUGUUGCUAUUUCUUGGGCCGCUCCCGUGGCAUAUGGAGGUUCCCAGGCUAGGGGUCGAAUCGGAGCUGUAGCCACCGGCCUACGCCAGAGCCACAGCAACGCGGGAUCCGAGCCGCGUCUGCAACCUACACCACAGCUCACGGCAACGCCGGAUCGUUAACCCACUGAGCAAGGGCAGGGACCGAACCCGCAACCUAGUCGGAUUCGUUAACCACUGCGCCACGACGGGAACUCCUACCUGUCCUUUUAAUGGAAAAUUUAAAAGAUAUUCGUAGGAAAUGUUUACUAGAGUAAUCCCAAGACUCCUGUUUCCUUGGCAUUUUAGGAUUUGGGGGCUGGCGCGGUCAGAUGCGCUCCGUUAGGUCCCAUCUGAACCGCGAACUGGGCUCUGCCUUAAGACUCACGAUACUGUAUGAGAAAUAAGGCAGGUAAAUUAAUAAAUCACAUGAUUUCCGAAUCAUUCAAAUGUGUUGAUUGAACACAUUCUGUGUUUAAAACACACCAGAGAAACUGGCGUCUCCAGUAGCGAGGUGAGGGCUGGGCAGAGGCAGGCAAAGAAUACUCUUGUUAAGUGACUAGCGCUUGGAAGUUAUGGCAAUUUUUUUUUUUUUUUUUUUUUUUUUGCCUUCGGUGGCAUACGGAGUUCCUGGGCCAGGGAUCAGAUCUGAGCCGCAUUUGUGACAGCUGCGACAACGCCGGAGCCAGGGCUCCCAAGACACCGCCAAUCCUGUUGCGACCCAGAGGAAACUCCAGGAGGUGCAAUUUUAACUUGGGUGGUGGUGUAGGAGGAGGCUUUGUUGACAAGGUGAUACCUGAGCAAAAGCCCAAAGUUGAUGAAGCAGGGAGCUCUGUGAUUAUUAUUUCAGGCUGAGGAACAGCCAGGGAGCGGAUUGGCAUUUAGGAGCCAAGAAGCCGGUGUGGCUGCCGGGAGCGAGUAGGAAAGAAUAUAGGUCAGGAAACAAGGUAACAAGGGAUCCUUGCGAAUCUUUGUGAGGACUUGCCUUUUGAGUUGAGGAUUUUGAGCCAUGCGUACUACUGGCUAUGAAGCUGGUAAACAAAUUUGUAGGAGGUAACUGGGCAGUGGACUGGGAAAGGAUGAUCAGGGAGGAUCCCUGUGCAGAAGAGACAUUUGAUGGAGAAGAAUCAGGGAAACGGAGAGCGAGGGGACGAGCUUUCCGGCUAGGGGGCAUAGCCAGUGUGAAGAACUGGUGAGAAAGGUCCAGGGCAAAAGGCCCAAGUGUCCCUUUUGGAUGAGAAGAGUAGUUCCUAGAGAGGUGAGAGAGUGGGAGGCGGCCAGGCCUGGGCUCUGCAUUUAUUUAUCCUUCUAUUUACAAGGUACUUUGGCCUUGGGCCCCCCACACCUCAGCCCCAGUGCUGCUUUCUGGGCUGGCCUCAGCCUCCUCUUGGGGGGCGCCCAGGAGCAGGGCAUCGUCUUCCUCCAGGAAGUCCUCGAGCUGCGCCAGCUGCCGGCGGAUGAGGUUGGUGGCCCGGUGCACCUUGCGCAUGCGCCGCAGCAGGCAUAGCACCAGGGUCCGGCUGCGAUCCUGGCGCUGGCACCAGGCCUCGCGCAGUUCACGGUAGCAGUUGUGGUUUGCACGCUCGGCUGGGCCCAGGCUGGCCCCACAUCCCAGAGGGCAGCGCUGAUGGGCACCGUGUUGGCAGUGCUGCCGGUGCUCGGCCAGGGCCCCACGAGGCACCCUCGACAUGCAGCCCUCGUUGGGGCAGGCCGUCAGCUCGAAAGGGCAUGAGUCCUGGUGCCCCUUCCGAUGGGCCAAGGGGCAUGUCACCAGGCAGCCCACUUCAGCGUUCUUGCACUGGGGAUGGAGGAAAGAAUUGUGUGAGCCAAAGCAAGUCGGGCAUUGGCAGUCAUGAACUGCCCACCUGCCACAAUCCUCUAUCCAUGACGUUCCACUGACCAAGAAACACUUAACUGGGAUCCUCCCAGGCCCUUAUGGAACCAGAGGUAUGGUGGAGAGAGGGAAACAAUUAAGCAAAUACUUUUUUUUUUUUUUUUUUUUUUUGUCUUUUUGCCAUUUCUUGGGCUACUUCCACAGCAUAUGGAGGUUCCCAGGCUAGGGGUGGAAUCGGAGCUGCAGCUGCCGGCCUACACCACAGGCACAGCAACGCCAGAUCUGAGCCGCAUCUGCAACCUACACCACAGCUCAUGGCAACGCCAGAUCCUUAACCCACUGAGCAAGGCCAGGGAUCGAACCCACAACCUCGUGGUUCCUGGUCCGAUUUGUUUCCUCUGCACCUCAAUGGAAACUCUGAGAACAGGAUUCUUCCACCCCCUUUCCCGGCUCUGCCCCUCUACCCCUCAGGGGCCAGGAGGGUAGGCUUGGUGGGAGUGGUGUUUUGAGCUACCUUGACUUCCAGGCGGCCAAUGGUCUUCCGGAGUUUGUUUACAUGGACCAUCUUUUUCCGUUUCACCUCUUUCCUGCAGCAUGGACAGGUCUUUUGUCUAGGAGACAUGAGUGGGGUGGUUGUUGGGAGUGGGAGGGGAGCAAGCGGCAGCAGCAUGCCUCCACUGGUGGUCCCUCCUCUCUAGCUGGACGAGGCAUAAGGCUUGAUAGGGAGCUCCCAGCUCCAAGGCUGGGGCUAGGAGCUGCUGAUAACAGUGACCAGGCUCACACGUGUUAGCGUCCUGGGAGAUUUGGCAGCUGAACUUUAUGACCAUGGUGACCCAGUGCUUGGCAGACUUUGCUCUCUGUUCUGGGCCCAGGCCCGCCCUGCCCUCCCAGCCUCCUGGGUGCCCAGAAGCACCUGGCUAGCCAAUGGAGGAUGCACUUCUUGCAGAAGAUGUGGCUGCAAGGCAACCUCACUGGCUUCUUGAGAACCCCAUGGCAGACAGAGCACAGGAAGUUGCAGUCAGGAGGGCUGGCGAAGAGGUUGAGAUCAUACCCGCCACUCUGCAAAGACCAGGCCAGUGUUAGGGCCUGGCUGGAACCAGGAUCCAGCCCCCCAAAACCUUAAGUGCAGCGGGACCCCAGGAAACUUCGGGUGAGAGGUGGGCCACACGAGAGACCCAGGGAGGGUUGGGUUGGCAUCCACUUUGAGGGUCAAGAUCCCCUAUGACAAUCCCCAGCUACAGAAGCUGGCCUUGGCCAGAGCCCUCUGCAAGUUUCUUUUGUCCCGUAUGGGAAGCCUGUAACUCCCUGUUUGCAUUGUCUCAGUAAGGAAUGGGAUCGAGCUCUGGAGUUAAAUUCAUCUAAGGGCUUACCAUGAUCUGUGUCUGGACGGCAGCUCCACUGACCCCCAGGGCUCAGGAGCCUCCAUUUCAUACCAGGACCAGGCCGACAUCACAGUGGCAUUGUCCAGCUCAGGCCAAUCACAGCCCUGGCCCAGGGCACUGCCUGGCUAUGACUCCACUCUAAGGGUCACAGGUGUAGGUAGAACCCUUGCCUUCAGGGUGGCUGAUGGCUGGUCUUUGGACAGCACUAAGCCUGGGACUGUUUGCCCCAAGCUGAGACUCCAUGAGGAACGCAGGGGCUGCUCUCCUCUCUUUCCUCAAAUAUUGCUGCUCAGGUGGCCGGAUCCCCAGGAACUUGAGGGCUUUAGUCAGACUCAUCAGGUCUCUCAGGAUUGGAGAGCCAUAAAGCUCAUGUAUGCUGGACGCAAGGGUACAGACUGGAUUUCCACGCAAACUGGGGUACACAGCAGAAGAGCCUAGCAUGUGGGGAAACCUCCCAGAGCAUGUAGGCUCCCAACCCAGAGGCAGGCCUAUGAGGAAAUCAGUCAGUCCCAACUUGGGGGACCUGCACACUUGGAGACAUGAGGCCUGGAACGGAGAACUACAGGUUCAAUGUCACUCCAAGACUCUGAGCCGCGAAGCUUCACUCCCAAUCUUGUUAGUGGUUUGCUGGGCCAGCCUGACUCUCCUCAAACUCAAAGCUCCUAACCUGCCAAGUUGUCACAGGGGGUGUGGGUGUAUGCAAUAGGGUCAGAACCCUGGCUCUGCCAUUCUUGGCGAGUGGGAUCUGAGGAGGAUCCUACCAACCUCUAAGACCGGGUUCUAACUCUGCCUUGCACCCAAAGCAGAACUGAGCUGGAUAGAAAAAGGUGUCCAUGGGGCGGCGGGGGGGGGGGGGUCCUCUCUUCUACAGCACACCUCGGUCUCAGCGUCAACGGAUGCAUUUUCCUGGCUUAUGGGUGGGGGACGAAACACACCCACACACGGAUGAAUCAGACCAACAGCUUUAUUGGAAAAUCAAAGCAAAGCCCCUCUGCUCCCGCGGUUCCGGUAGCGUCGGCGUCAGGCUCUGAGCAUCCAUAAGUCCUGUGGGUAGAAGACAAGGCGUGGAAUCAGAACUUAAGGAGUCCAGAGUACGCGAGAGGCCGCAGCCGAGCCCGGAGCGGCGGCGCGUGUCGGGGCCUGGGUUUCACCUCCCCACACCGAGAGUGAGCGGUGAGCUAAGGCUCCUGGUGGCUCUAGGCGCCGAAUCUCACCCACGGCCAUGGCCAAAGCCGCAGGUGAUUUUCAAACGACGCCGACCUCCUCAACGGCCCCCCCCCCCAAACCCCGCCCGGGAUAGAAAGUGCUAAAAUGCCGGAAAGCCAGCCGGGGAGACCUACCUGGAAGCCGAAAGAACAAGAUAGUCGCAGCGCGGGCCUUUAUAGCAGCGCCGCAGUAGUGCAGAUUCCCGGGCCGAGAACCUGCAAACACGCCUGCGCUCGCAGAGCUCGGUGGGGGCGGGGCCCCGCGCAGCCAAUCACAGGCUGCUUUAUAGGCCCUCGGCGCACGUCGGCCUGAGGCGGGGCAACCCAGGUCUCGCGGCGCUUGGCGACAUAUAAAAGCUCCCUCGGGCGAGCACGUCUUUCUUCUUCGUGAAAACACCAAAUGGCGGAUGACGCCGGUGCUGCGGGAGGGCCUGGAGGCCCCGGGGGCCCUGGAAUCGGAGGCCGCGGCGGCUUCCGCGGAGGCUUUGGCAGCGGCGUCCGAGGCCGGGGCCGUGGCCGGGGUCGGGGCCGGGGCCGAGGCCGCGGAGCUCGCGGAGGCAAAGCCGAGGACAAGGAGUGGCUCCCCGUCACCAAGCUGGGCCGCCUGGUCAAAGACAUGAAGAUCAAGUCUCUGGAAGAGAUCUAUCUCUUCUCUCUGCCCAUCAAGGAAUCCGAGAUCAUUGACUUUUUCUUGGGGGCAUCCCUCAAGGACGAGGUUUUGAAGAUCAUGCCGGUGCAGAAGCAGACCCGUGCCGGUCAGCGGACCAGGUUCAAGGCAUUUGUUGCCAUUGGAGAUUACAACGGGCACGUCGGUUUGGGUGUCAAGUGCUCUAAGGAGGUAGCCACUGCCAUCCGGGGGGCCAUCAUUCUGGCCAAACUCUCCAUUGUCCCUGUGCGGCGAGGCUACUGGGGGAACAAGAUCGGCAAGCCCCAUACCGUCCCUUGCAAGGUGACUGGCCGCUGUGGCUCCGUGCUGGUGCGCCUCAUCCCUGCCCCCAGGGGCACUGGCAUUGUCUCAGCCCCUGUGCCCAAGAAGCUGCUGAUGAUGGCAGGAAUUGAUGACUGCUACACCUCUGCCAGGGGCUGCACUGCCACCCUGGGCAACUUCGCCAAGGCCACCUUUGACGCCAUUUCCAAGACCUACAGCUAUCUCACCCCUGAUCUCUGGAAAGAGACAGUGUUCACCAAGUCUCCUUAUCAGGAAUUCACUGACCAUCUUGUGAAGACCCACACCAGAGUUUCUGUGCAGAGGACCCAGGCUCCCGCUGUGGCCACCACAUAAUUUUAUACGAGAAAAAUAAAAUGAAUGAAGCCGGUU